AGUUUCAGCAAAAAAAAAAUUACGUAAAGAUGUGCUCCUGUUUUACAGUGAUUUUUUUAACAAUAAAUUGCAACAAUUAAUUGUUAAUUUAUAAUAAAUCGAUUAAUUAACUCGCUGGCUACCGAUUGAGUGCAAAAUUAUUGCUGGAUGUCACGUAUUGGAUUAAAAAAUUGCUAUUGUUUAAAACGUCCAAAAGCGGCCGAGUCACAAAGGGAUGCCGUGAAAUUUUUUGAUCCAAAAUGGCUGCAGAUUUCCUUGGAUAUGUCAAAAGUUGUCAAACCUGGACAGAUGCCAUGGCAUUAACACCAAAAAUCGUACCAGAUUUUCUUGGAUAUGCCAAAAGUUGUCAAACCUGGACAGAUGCCAUGACAUUUACUCCAAAAAUCGCACCAGGUGCAAAAACAAGGAUGACUAGGAAUUAUUUGGAAAAAUGACAUAACAAGGGCAAAAGUCUUGGCUUUUUAUUGAACAAAAAAAGAUAUCCUUGAAUAUUUUAAAGCGGAAUAAACACCAGUGCAUUUACAAUGCAAAAUGACCACAGAUACAAAAGAAGAAUGCCCAGGAUUUAUUUGGAAAAAUGGUGUCACAAGUAACUAUUGACAAAGCUAUCGGGUUUUUAUUGACACCAGAGAGCAUUGGCAAUCCAAAAUAUCUACAGAUACUAAAAAAGAUGGCUAUAUAUUAUUUGGAUAAUGAGUCUGAAUAAGUGACAGAGAUUUUGGUAAUUCGUUGAACAACAAAUAAUGAAUGUUGUUGUACCCGUUGAGACAACUGAAUUGAGUGGUGUUGUACUGACAGAGAUAAAAUUGAGAUGGGAUUACUUGAAGAGUAAAUUUGCUGUAUCAUCACAAUUAACAAGUAAUGAAAAUGACGAUGAUGAUGAUGAUAAAAGGUACGUUGGUUUUAGUUUCUUCUCCAAAAAAUUCAGCGAAUUUAAUAUGAAUUCAAUUCGUAAAUAAUCAAUAAAACGUAAUUGAGUAUAAUUCAUAUUAAAUGCUGAGGUAACUAAACCACAAAAAAAAAAGAUUACAAGCGUUAUUGAUGAUCAUUCCAAUAACGUUAUGCGUUCAUUGAAAAAAAAGAAAAAAAAGCGAGAAUUAAUUUAAAAUCAAAAUUCUUGCGAUAAAAUAAAAAACCUUGCGUUAUUUACUGAAAUAUCUAAGAUCAUUAUCACUCAGUGUUUUACAUUAGGUCGUUUACCUAAAUGUAUAACUAUAUCUGAGUUGAAAAAAAAUGCGUAAUUAUAUUAAUUAAUAAUUAUAAACUCGUAAAUUUAAAUUAAAAAAAAUCUAAACCAUGAGAAAAAUAAGAAGAAAAGAACUUGAAAAGAUAACAAUGAAAGAAGGAUAAAAUCACUGAAGCCAUGAUCCAGAUGCCACCAAAUACUCCAGGGGGAAGUUUAGAGAAGCGUCAAUCCAAGAUGAAGAUACUGAUGAAGAUGAAGAUGUGAAUAACAACCACAGGGAACUGGAUGAUUAAGUGUGAUGAUGCCAAUAGAUGAAGGUGGAGAUACUGAUGAAGAUGAAGAUGUGAACAACAACCACAGGAAAAUAGAUGAUUAGGUCUGAUGAUGCUAAUACCAGAAGGAAGGAAGUAUUAGCCAAGUGACAUCAACAAGGCAAGGCAGCAAGCAGGUACCAGAAAAAAACACCAGUACUAGAUGUUGAUGACAUGAGGCAGCUUGUUGGUUCAACCCAUCAACCAAACUCAUCUCUGGAUCCAAUGAAGUUCAGCUGAAAUACAUCCACCCACAUAUUACAAUGAAAAUAAAUAAAUAAAAAAAAAAUUUUAUACAAUUUAAAAUUGUUAUUCCUUAUUUUUUGUUUUUUUUUAGUUGAAAGACUAUUGUAUUUUAAUAUUUUCAGGUGAUUUUGUCUUGCAACAUAAUCUGCUUAACAGCAAUAAAUUAAGACGUGAAAAACCAUUUAUUAUGUAUUGUAAAAAAUAAUUUUUUGAUAUUUGUAAUUAUUUUUAACAUCAACGAAAUUCAUUUUGUAAUAUUUUCAAUUGUACUAUUUUGUUCGUUCAUUCGUUUGGGAUUAAUGGUAUAUUCUGGCUGAAGAAUAAUACUUGUCAUCAUCAACAGAACAUCAAGAAUGAAGAUAAUUCGUUCCAGUUAUCGUCCAGUAUUCAAAUUCAAUGGACUAAAACCAUGAUACUACACCUGAACUUACCUGAAUUCACCUGAGCUCUGAGGUACACUCAGAAUGUAGUGCCACGUAGGUUGGAUGAAAAGAAAAAUAGUUUAUUUCAGUGAGGUACAUGUUGAUUUCGUUCAGCAAUCGGAUAGAUAGUGGCCUUUUAUGUUACUCAUAAAGUGGGCUUUUCAAAUAGAAUUUAAUUCAUGCACCAAUACUAAAUACUCUCGUUAGUUACAUAUCAAUCAUAGCAUAUAAUUUAAAAUAUUAAAAAUACAAUCUGCUUCACUACAAGCUUCAGCUUAAUUAAGACAUCACAUAAUGCAAUAUACUAAUUAAUUUUCGAAAAUAAUUAAUGUUUGUCAAUUUAAAAAUGUUUAUUAUAUAUUUUAAUAAUUUUUAUCUUUUUAUUUUACAGAAGAGCUUCCAAUAAUCUAUUAUAUUGGUCCAUAACAUUGAAGUGUAACUGAAGAAAAAUUUGUGGCAUUAAAGUGUUGGUGAACAUUAUAACAAUAAUUGAUAACAUUUGGUUGAAAAAAAAAAUAUUGUGAUAGUGUUAAAAGACAUUUCAAUACGAUAAAUAGGAUAAUUUUUUAAUUAGCAAUGAACAAGUAAACAUUUAUAUUGUGCAGUAUUUAUAAACAAUUAAAUAUUGAUGAACUAUCUGCGUGAAAGUGAUCACGUGAAAUUUUUGAUGUGUUAAAAAUAAUGUGGACUAUUUUUUUAAAAGUAAAAAAAAACAAAAACUUAAUAGAAAUUAGAUUAAUUAAAGUGAAUUUAAAGUGUUUAUAUUAAUGAGAAAAAAGUGUAAAACUAGAUAGUGUUAUUUUGUGAUAUGCUUAAGUGUGUUGAUGCUGAGUUUCACCUGCUAGUUGUCAUGGAUGUGGAUCAAUUGGACGUUGAUACAUCAUAGCUUGCUGCAUCAUAGAUCUUCUACCAAGAGGUCUUCUUAUCUUCUACAUGGGCGUUGGUGUAAUUGAAUCAAAUUGAAUGCUGCUUCAUAGAUUUUCUACUGUCUACCAGAACUUCUAAAUAAGGUAAGAGGCCCUCUGGUCACUUUUUUAACCAAUCCCUCAGGGUUAAAGUGCGUCAACAAGCUUGUAACAUCAAAGAAUUUAUGAUAUAAUUCUUUGAAGUUACUUGAUAAUUCCCAAUAUUUAUAUUUUAUAUAUUUUUGUGACUUGUUAGCUCACCUUGAUCAUUUUUUCCUUUUUUUUUUAUUUUUUUUUUUAAUUAUAAAAUUGAAUGCCAGAAUAAAUGGUUGUAGUUGAUUGAUCAAGGUGUGCACAUCAACCUGUCUAUCUCAAACAGAGUAGACGGGGGUGAAUAGGAUGUAUUUCAGGUAUUUGUGUAAAACAAUUUUGAUUAUUAAGCACCGUUGUAUUUUUUUAUUUCACGAAAAUUGUGUAUUUUACUUCUUUUCAGGUUUAUUAUUUAUUUAUUUAUUAUAGAAUAUUUAGAUUUAAGUAAUUUCUUGUUGACUGCACUUUCCCAAAAUAAUUUACAAUUUGUAAAUUCAUUUUUAAAACCUUUUUUUUUUUUUUAUUAAUUAAAUUUAAUACAUACCUGCAGCUUUGAGCGCAAUUGUGUAUUUUUUUAUACAUGGUUUGAUUAAAAUUUAUAUUUAUCUGCUGCUUUUAGCGCUGAUAAUUAAUUAAUCAAUUUUUUAAUUUUUUUCACGUGUUUAUCAAGUAUUUAAAAAUUUAUUUUGAAUAUUAAAAUGUAUAUAUAUUUUUAUAUUCAUAAUUAUAUUUUUAAAUUAAUUUUGGAUUAUCAACGCUUCAGUAACAAUGACUGCUAGUAAUAAUCGUUUUAUUUAGUGUGUGUAUAUAAAUAAUAAGGCAGUUUAUUUUUCAGUAAGUAGAAUUUUUCGUUUUACUAUUUUACUAUUUAUUUAUUAUUUAUUUUUUUUUUCGUAAUUUUCUUUUUAUUAUUCAAACUUUAAAUUCAGUUCAUAUAAAUGACAUGUAGAUGGCACCUAAUGACAAUUAUUAGCUGUCAAAAAAAAAAAAAAAAAGCAAUGUCAUGUUGUUAUCUUUUGUCUCUUUUUUUUCCUCCUGUCAUUAUUGUUUUUUUUUUUUUCUCUUUCCCCUUUCAAAAAAAAGCCAGCAUCAAAAUAAAUACAAGAUAUUGAAUAUUAUUUUUAUCUUUUUCAACUGAUUAAUUUUUUGUCUACGUGACAAUUUUUUUGUUGAGUUAGGUUUUGUAUAUCGAUGAACGCCGCUAAAAUGGCAUCAUCAAAGAUUGAAAGUAUCAGAAAAGUAUAUCGAGCAAUAUCACAAAAUCCAUCAUUAACAAAUGCAAAAUUACUUCAAGUUACUGAUAAUGAAUUAACAAUUCAAAGUUCAUGGAGUCAAAAAAUACUGGAAGAAGCAUCGACAAAAAAAUACUCAAUAAAUUGGAGUUUAAAAAAAGGCCGUGAUGCUGUUGUUCAAGGUUAUCCCAACAACACUACAUCUGAACUUAUAUCAGAAAUUACUGAAAAUUUAAAACGUACAGCAAUUUUAACAUCAGAACCAUCAAAAGAUAAAGACACCAGUACCAAACAAUUCAUUGAAAUUUAUGAAGAUAAUUAUCUGAUUAAAAAUUAUAAUCUAUCUGCUCUUGAUGUACAUGGAGAUGUUUAUGCAGACGGUCAAUUUGGAUCAUUCAAGUGGUCACCAGAUAAUACAAAAUUACUUUAUAUUGCUGAGAAAAAAAAAGAAAAAUCUGAGCCAUUUUUUAAACAAAAACCAUUGGAUAAUAAAAAUGAAAAUAAAGAAGAACCAAGUAAAGGAAAUGAAUAUAUAUUCAAAGAAGAUUGGGGUGAACAAUUAGUUGGAAAACAUAGACCAGUUGUUGUGGUAUUAGAUACAACAACAGAUACAUUAACUGUUAUGUCAGGAAUUGCUGAUGAUUUAUCACCAGGUCAAGUUAUAUGGACACCAGAAGGUGAUGCUAUUAUUGGAGUUGCUUGGAAACAUGAACCAAGAUAUUUGGGUCUUAUUGCUUGUACAAAUAGAGCAUCAUGGAUUUUCUCGUUGAAAAAUGGUGAAUAUAAAAAAAUAUCUACUGAUGAAUGUGCAGUUAGAUCACCAAGAUUUAGUCCAGAUGGCAAACAUUUAAUAUGGUUAGAACGUGAAGCUGGUGGUCCUCAUAAUAAUGCAAGUAAAUUAAUGCACUUAAAUUGGAAAGGUGAAUCAACAACAUCAACUGUAUUAAUUGACACUGUCAAGACAAAUAUAAAAAUUAAUAAUGGUAAAUUAUUUUAUGGCUUUUAUGCACAAAAUCUUCCAAAUAAUUGCUGGAGUAGUGAUUCAAAAUAUAUAUUUUUUAGCACACAACAACGUGCUAAUAUUAAAUCUUAUUAUUUUGAUAUUGAAAGUCAUGUGUUGACGGAAAUUGUUAAUGAUACAUCAAGUCUAACAAUUGUUGAUAUUAAAUCUAAUGCAAUAUUAUUCAAAAGAACAUCACUCAUUGAACCAUCAAGACUACUACUUGGAUAUUUUGUUCCUGGUACAGAUAAAAUUCCAUUUAUUUCAAUUUCUCGUGAAUUAAAAUUACCACAAUUUGAGGAUAUUAUUUAUGAAACAAAUGAAUAUGUUUAUGAUAAUAAUGAGCCAGUUAAAGAAUUUAAUUAUAUGUAUUUUGGACCAAAAAAUGGAAAAGAUAAAUCUUUACCACUUGUUGUUGCUAUACAUGGUGGACCACAUGGUUCAUAUGCAAAUAUGUUUUUCCUUGAUCCAGCUGUACUUGUAUCACUUGGUUUUGCUGUUAUACAAAUUAAUUAUCGUGGAUCAAUUGGAAUGGGAUCAGAUAAUGUUGAAUAUUUACAAGGAAAAGUUGGACAUACUGAUGUUAUAGAUUGUUACAAUGCUAUUGCUGAUUCAUUUAAAAAAUAUCCAUGGAUUGAUGAUAAAAGAGUUGGAAUAUCUGGUGGUUCUCAUGGUGGAUUUUUAGUUACUCAUUUGAGUGGACAAUAUCCAGAUGCAUUUAAAGCAGUUGUUGCUAGAAAUCCAGUUAUUGAUAUUGCAGCAAUGUUUACUAUCUCAGAUAUACCAGAUUGUAUUGUAUAUUUCAUCAGGUGUGCAGCUGUUAUUGGUGAACAUUAUGAUGAUAUUUAUCCUGGUGAAAAUGCUGAAAAAGCUGGUGAAAUGGUUAUGAAAAUGUACAAAUCAUCACCAAUUGUUCAUGUUCGUAAAGUCAAAGCACCAACUCUCAUGUGCAUUGGUAAAAAUGAUUUACGUGUACCAUGCUCACAGGGUAAACAUUGGUAUCAACGACUUAAAGCAAAUGGAGUCAAAACAAAGAUGCUUGUUUAUGAUGACUGUCAUCCACUGGCUUCAGGACCAGCUGAAAUUGAUCAAAUUAUUAAUUCAGCUCUAUGGAUGAUUGAUCAUGUCAAAAAUAUAGAAUAAUUUUUAUAUUUUUAUAUUUUUUUUUUGUACUGAGAAUUUCAAAAUUAAACAAUCAAAAAUGUAUUUUAAUUUCAGCAUUAAUAAAUACAAAAAAAAUAAAUAAAACCAACAAAC
Messenger RNA from Aphidius gifuensis, 6649 nucleotides. RefSeq names its product acylamino-acid-releasing enzyme-like. The transcript has 13 exons. Lineage: Eukaryota; Metazoa; Arthropoda; Insecta; Hymenoptera; Braconidae. The record is from RefSeq and is a predicted model, not a curated record. Gene Ontology annotation, biological process: proteolysis. The coding region runs from base 4352 to 6535 and encodes 727 amino acids. Gene Ontology annotation, molecular function: serine-type endopeptidase activity.